This is a messenger RNA of Leucoraja erinaceus (little skate), 3139 nucleotides long. Its product is annotated as BTB/POZ domain-containing protein KCTD18-like. Gene Ontology annotation, molecular function: protein binding. Gene Ontology annotation, biological process: protein homooligomerization. The transcript is spliced from 7 exons. Bases 124 to 1491 code for a protein of 455 amino acids. The record is from RefSeq and is a predicted model, not a curated record. NCBI's taxonomy places the organism in Eukaryota, Metazoa, Chordata, Chondrichthyes, Rajiformes, Rajidae.
AGUACCGCUCUGCUGGGCUGGGGGCGGCAGAGGGCGGGGCUGCGGCCUCCAUGGGCCGGGACGGACGGCGCCUGGCGACGGGGAGUUAGAAUCGCAGUGAUGGAGUGACCAGUGUGGCAUAUCAUGGAGGCUUGUGAGGGAGAAGCUAUUUCUGAGAUCCUGCGAUUGAAUGUGGGAGGUUGUUACUUUACAGCCAGACGAAACUCCCUCUGUCGUUUUAAGAACUCAAUGCUUAGUGCUAUGUUUAGUGGACGAUUUCCUUUGAAACUGGAUGAAUCAGGAGCUUGUCUUAUUGAACGGGAUGGAAACCUCUUUAAAUAUCUCUUGGAUUAUCUGCAUGGAGAACUCUGCAUUCCUGACGAAGCAAGAACUCGUGUGGCUUUGCAGGAAGAGGCAGAUUACUUUGGCAUUCCCUUCCCCUGCAGUUUGACCGACUAUUUAUCUAGUGAGAUGGAGAGACAUUGCUCAAAAUCGGAUAUUGAAAUCAAAAAGGCACUAUCGGACAUGUGUGACUCCUAUGGUUUAAUCUGUACACAUCCCAUGGUGUGGAUCUUGCACUAUCUCAAUACUUGUGGUGCCAGCUGUGAAAGCAAAAUCCUGGGUGUAUUUGCAUCAAAGAUCGAAGGGAUUGCAGCCAUUGAAAAACAGCUGGGAUGCAGAAUAAAAAGCAAAAGUAUCUUUAAGAGGGAAGCUGGAAACAAUCUACAAUACAUAUGGAGCUACUACUCAGCUGGUGAGCUGAAGAAAAUGAUGGAUGCGUUUGACUCUUGGGAGGGACGAGGUACUUAUCCUUCAUGUCAACAUAAAACCAUUAAACACUGUGAAGGUGUUAGUUAUUGGAGAGUGCCUCAAGAGCUGAUAGAAUGUUGGACCCUUGAGGGCCGGCCUUUGCAAGGCAACAACGAGACGGUGGCACCAAUUCAGAAACGAUGUCCUGUUGAUGCCAAUAAAACAGAAAUGGAAACACCCAAAAAAAACCACAAACCUGUGGAGUUCUCUGGCCCAUCCACCAGCACCCAGAUUAAAGUGAAGAAUUCCGGAUCAGUCAAACUAUCGACUCCAGCUGCAACUUCUAAGACUGUAUUCAACUCCACAGUUCAUCUCAAAACCGUAGCGGUAAAGAGAGCAAGUACUGGGGAGUUUGUAAACCACAGGACAGCAUCUUCUAGUGACAGUGGGUGUUCUGGAUCAGGUGCCCAGAAAUCUGUCAAAUUUCAAAAUGCUGAAAGUGCGGUAGAACCUGGUUGUAAAGAAGCAGGCAAACUGCCAGAGAAGAAGUUGAUGGUGAAUCGAGUGAUCAAGUUGAAAAGAAAACUGCCUUCUGCAACACUUGUAACACCGGUGGAUCCAUUUAAGAGUAAUGAUAAUGUGAAUAUAGGUAUAGAUCCAUGUGCUUCAGAAACCCCUCACACCUCCAUUACACUGAACUCAAUGGAUGACUAUCUAGAGGAUGUAUGUGAAAGUGGCAGGAAAGAGGAAGAGAAUGGUUAAAUAGCUGAGGUUUGAAAGAGAGGAGAGGAUGGAUCCGUUAGUUGGUUAGUUAAGACUCUGCAUUUGAAACCCGCUGAUGCUUAGCAUAAUUUCCAAAGAGAUUUUACUGCUAGAUCAGAAUUCUAGUCACUUAGCUAGAAGUGGAAAGUUUGUCCUUUCAGUGAUAGUUCAACGGGUUUAUACAGGCCUUAACACUUGACCAAAGAGAAAACGGAUUUGAUAUCUGAUCCGUGCUUCGUGGCCUCCUCCUGUUUGGAUAACAUUAUAGGUGCUAUUGAAUGCUUUUAGUGGAUGGAUGGGAAGUCUUUGCCAAGUCUUUCAGCCCAGAUCGUUAUCCACCAAUUCUUUUGAAGCCGUGUGCAUGUGUAUGGUGGACACAAGGACUAGACUUGUUUAUGGUUUCUCCAUCUCCCACAUCUGUGCUGAUGUAACCUACCAAGUACUCUUCAGCAAUGACGAGCUGUAGGUGAGAAGGAACUGAAGGAUCUUUGAACUGGUUAUUAAUUAUACCUCAACUCAUCCUGCCUCUUGUGUCUCCACUACAUGAAAAUGCAAAUAGGAUAUUUUAGCAUACAUUCGAUAACAUCUUCUAAAAUAUUCCACAUUUAAUUUGGUUGAAUGCUGCAUAAUAUCUAAUUGGGCAUAUCUUAAGGCUAACAGUCUCAAGGCAUGUAACAGAGUGCAUCUUGUGAGAGCAUCCAUACAUUGUGAAAAAAAAGCAGAAAUUAAAUUAUCCUUGGAGAACAGUGCGUACGAUAAAAUAGUAACGAUGAUAAAUAGUAAUGCCAUUAUUAUACUGCAAAAAUAGGGGGAAAUUUGAUUGACAAAUUGCAGCUUCUGUAAACGGUACCUAUCUUCAUUUCCUGGUCUAGUGGAAGCAUUUUGCCAUUAUUAGCACAAUAUUUUUUAAUGAAUUUUGUGUUUGUGCACCUGUGUGUGAAAGAGACAACAAAUAUGUUAGACAAAAAAAACUUUUUUGAACAAUAGAGUUAGCUUAAAACAAAGUUGUGUUUUUUUGCGUGUGAGAAGGUAGCUACAGAGCCUGGUCAUGAUGCAAAGACCACACUUUGUUCAGUUAUUCCUUGUGUUUGGCUUGCAGAGUUUCAUGUUCCUGCUCAUGUCUGGCAUAUAUUUUGGUUGUGUGCGUGCGUGUGUGUGUGUGUGUGUGUGUUUGGUAGCUUUUCAAGAAAUCUGAUUGGGUUUCUGCUCUUAGGAUGACUUAGUUUGUUAGUUUUAUGGGGGGGGGGGGAUCUAAUUUUCCGACUGGCCAAUGAUAGCAUUAACAGUUUAUUUUGAAAUCAAGGCCCUAUAUGUAGGAGUUAUGCCUGGAACAGAAGAUUUGUACGAUUAGACAAGUGAACUGUUGGUGCUCAGAAGCCUGUGUUUUCAAUGCAUUCAGGCAUAAAGCAGCAGAACCUCCUUGAUGAGCAAUAUUCAAUGCUCCAUGUAAAGGUUCAAGGGUGGUUACACUGUGGGAAUCACUGAACCCGUUUGUAUCAAGUGUGCAUGGGAAUUUAAUUGAUAUACUUGAAGUACAUGGUUUAGUGGAAAACUUUUGGCUACAGUUUUAUAUUUAAAAUUUGAAUGCUCCAUAUUGUAUAGAUGAAUUGUUUGUUUUACUAGAAAAUAAAAUAUGAUUCUGCUUGUU